AUGGAGUGGGGUCAAGAUACCCUGCGGGCCGGUUUUUGCCAUGCCCUCUCGGAGAUGUACAAGAGCGAGGUCCCCCUCUACGGGGAUCUGGUGGACCUGGUAUGGAAGGCAGAUGCUGAGGCGAUUAAUAUAAGCAGGGAGUUUGGGGGUGCUAAUAAAAUCGACCCGGACGAGGUCCUGCCGUCCAGGAACCGUGUCGAGAGACAUGGUGCUAUCCGUCUGGGGACUGCACAGGAGCUAGCCACGAUCCGGCGCAUGUUUUCUGUCAUGGGCAUGUACCCCGUGGGCUACUAUGACCUGAGUAUUGCUGGAUUCCCCAUGCACGCAACCGCAUUUCGACCGAGGAGCAGGGAAGCUCUGGCCAGGCAUCCAUUCCGGGUGUUCACGACCGUUCUGCGGAUGGACCUUUUGACGGAGAGAACACGAGACUUGGCGCAGAGGGCUCUGAAGCAGAGAAAUAUUUUUACCGACCGGUUGAUGGCUUUGAUCAACCAUGCCGAAGCGCAAGGCCACCUUACCUCUGAUGAGUGCAAGGAGUUUAUAACGGAAGGUUUGGAGACCUUCCGAUGGCAUUCCAAGGCAACGGUAACGAUGGACGAAUACAAAAUCCUCAAGGCGGAACACCCGUUGAUUGCCGACAUUGUAUCCUUCCCAAGUUGUCACAUCAACCAUCUGACUCCACGGACUAUUGAUAUCGACCUGGUCCAGAAAAUGAUGCAGGACCAUGGCAUGCCGGCGAAGGAGCGCAUCGAGGGUCCGCCACGCCGGGAGUUUCCCAUCCUGCUUCGUCAGACGAGUUUCAAGGCUCUAGAGGAGACGGUAUACUUCCGAGACUCGAACAACACAUACAUAAAGGGAUCCCAUACGGCGAGGUUCGGCGAAGUCGAGCAGCGCGGAUAUGCUCUGACGCGGAAAGGCCGAAAACUUUACGAUGACAUCCUCGCUCGAGUCAACAAGGAAGUGGCAGAGACAGGAGCCGACUCUGGUAAGUAUGAGGAGAUACUGGGAAAGCACUUUGAGGAGUUUCCCGACGAUAUACGUCAGUUACAGGAGCAGAAUCUGGCAUACUUCUGCUAUCACACAACGCCAAAGCGCAACGCUGGUUUGGAAUCGAAGACGGUCAACCUGAGCCAGCUUUUGGAGGACGGUAUUCUGGAGUAUGAGCCCAUCACAUACGAGGACUUCCUUCCUUUGUCUGCAGGAGGGAUUUUCAACUCGAACCUCGGCAAUACGUCGCAGUCCCAACGGUUGAUAAUGGAAGCGGAUACCGAUCUGGAUGGGUUCCAGCAGAUGAUGGGAACUCCAACCAUUGAUGAGAUUAGCUUGUAUGAGCAAAUGCAGAAAGACAGCCUCGAAAGCUGCCGGGCAAAGUUGGGACUGGCUGAGAUUAUGGGUUGA
Aspergillus sclerotioniger CBS 115572 is the source of this 1398-nucleotide messenger RNA. RefSeq names its product VOC family protein. The record is from RefSeq and is a predicted model, not a curated record. Gene Ontology annotation, molecular function: oxidoreductase activity. NCBI's taxonomy places the organism in Eukaryota, Fungi, Ascomycota, Eurotiomycetes, Eurotiales, Aspergillaceae. The transcript has a single exon. The coding region runs from base 1 to 1398 and encodes 465 amino acids.